CGCCUCCCCCUGGCUCCGUUGGCGCCGGCCCGCAUCGGUGGGCUCGACUGGCUGCCCAGCUGGCACUGACGUCCCCUCGGAGCCCGGUGGCAGCCGAGGUAAACAGCCACGUGCAAUCCUCCACUCUAUAUUUAACAGCUGCUGCGGAGAAGGCAGGGAGGCAGGGAGUGGUGGUGGCUCCCGGGGCAGCUCCUGUCUUCGGGGACAAGGCCUCGCAGCCGGGCUGGCACCGGCCCUCGCCGUGUGAGCGUCACCAUGCCAGCCUCCCAGAGCCGCGCCCGGGCCCGGGACCGCAGCAAUGUCCUCAACCGGGCUGAGUUCCUGUCCCUGAGCCAGCCCCCCAAGGGGGCCCCGGAGCCCCGCAGCUCAGGCAGGAAGGCCCCGGGCCCCUCGGCGCAGCCCCCGCCCCCUGGCGAUGGGGCCCGCGAGCGGCGCCAGUCACAGCAGCUGCCCGAGGAGGACUGCAUGCAGCUGAACCCCUCCUUCAAGGGCAUCGCCUUCAACUCCCUGCUGGCCAUUGACAUCUGCAUGUCCAAGCGGCUGGGGGUGUGUGCCGGCCGCGCCGCGUCCUGGGCCAGCGCCCGCUCCAUGGUCAAGCUCAUUGGCAUCACGGGCCACGGCAUCCCCUGGAUCGGGGGUACCAUCCUCUGCCUGGUGAAGAGCAGCACGCUGGCCGGCCAGGAGGUGCUCAUGAACCUGCUCCUAGCUCUGCUCCUGGACAUCAUGACGGUGGCCGGCGUCCAGAAGCUCAUCAAGAGGCGCGGCCCGUUCGAGACGAGCCCCAGCCUCCUGGACUACCUCACCAUGGACAUCUACGCCUUCCCUGCCGGGCACGCCAGCCGCGCGGCCAUGGUGUCCAAGUUCUUCCUCAGCCACCUGGUGCUGGCAGUGCCCCUGCGCGUCCUGCUGGUGCUCUGGGCCUUCUGCGUGGGCCUGUCGCGCGUAAUGAUCGGCCGCCACCACAUCACGGAUGUCAUCUCGGGCUUCAUCAUCGGCUACUUCCAGUUCCGCCUGGUGGAGCUGGUCUGGAUGUCCUCCAACACCUGCCAGAUGCUCAUCUCUGCCUGGUGAGCCACCUGGCCGUGGCUCAGGACCUGGGGUGGCCCGAGAGA
This is a messenger RNA of Callorhinus ursinus (northern fur seal), 1112 nucleotides long. RefSeq names its product phospholipid phosphatase 7 (inactive) (gene PLPP7). Gene Ontology annotation, molecular function: sphingosine-1-phosphate phosphatase activity. Gene Ontology annotation, cellular component: nuclear envelope. Lineage: Eukaryota; Metazoa; Chordata; Mammalia; Carnivora; Otariidae. The record is from RefSeq and is a predicted model, not a curated record.